Messenger RNA from Maniola jurtina (meadow brown), 2829 nucleotides. RefSeq names its product bestrophin-4-like. Gene Ontology annotation, molecular function: chloride channel activity. Lineage: Eukaryota; Metazoa; Arthropoda; Insecta; Lepidoptera; Nymphalidae. The record is from RefSeq and is a predicted model, not a curated record. The transcript is spliced from 13 exons. The coding region runs from base 685 to 2655 and encodes 656 amino acids.
GUGACAGUGUUCAGUGUUGUGUUUGUGUUGACUGUUGUUGCGUGCCGUGUGACUGACUGAUGUUGUGUGUAGAGUGUAGACCACACUGACCAGACUGUAGACCAAUGUUGUGUUGACUCACGGAGAGUGGAUUCGCUCCGGUUAGCUGCUGCAUGCUUUUAGGCUGCACUUAAAAACGACUAACUUAAAAUACUGCAAUGCAGAUUGCAGUUUUGUUUUUGUUUCGGUGAUGUUGGACUUUUAAUAUAAAAAUCGAAGUUAAAUCUAUUUGUUUGUAACAAAUUAACAGUCGUUUAAUUAAUUGUAUUUUUUAUUAAAUUGAGGUGUACGUAGCAUAAAACAAAAUAAAAUAAAAAGCAGGUCCAUUUAAUGCUAAUGCAACAAGAUUCUAAUUACAUAUUUUAUAGAUAUUGAUUGUGCUAGUGAAACAAGUGCUUUCUAAUGUUAAUUAUUGUAACUACUACAGUUAUAGAAAGACAUAAUAUCUGUGAUAUUUACAAUUUAUUUGACACAUCGAAAUGACUGUAACUUACACCGGUGAAGUAGCUACUUGUCGUGGCUUUGGAACCUUUUUGAAAGUUUUAUCCAAAUGGCGUGGGAGUAUUUACAAAUUAGUAUGGCUAGAUCUUCUAGUUUUCUUAUUGAUUUAUUACAUAUUAAAUUUAAUAUAUAGACUGCUUUUAGAUGAACAUUCCAAGAGGUAAGAUGUUUGAAGGCGUGGUAAAUUACUGCAGUUUUCAUGGGAACGUCAUUCCAUUGUCUUUUGUACUUGGUUUCUAUGUAAGUGUUGUGAUGAAUCGAUGGUGGCAUCAGUACACAACUAUUCCUUGGCCAGACUCUAUAGCAGUGUUUGUGUCCGCAUCUAUACACGGACAGGACGAGCGAGGGCGGCUCAUGCGACGUACAAUAUUACGAUAUGUAUGUCUUUGUCUCACGAUGGUGUUCACUAUGAUCUCUCCUCGAGUUAAGAAACGUUUUCCGAUGCACGGUAAUCUAGUGGAAGCAGGUCUUCUGCUCGAAAAUGAGAAGGUGAUUCUAGAAGAUUUAAAUGAAAAAUUUCCUAAGCCAACUAAACAUUGGUUACCCAUAGUAUGGGCAACAAGUAUAGUGACGAGAGCCCGUAAGGAGGGCAGGAUAAGAGACGAUUUCGCCGUUAAAACUAUAAUCGACGAAUUGAAUAAGUUUAGAGGACAAGCGGGUCUAUUACUAAGUUACGAUACUAUAAGCGUUCCACUAGUGUAUACUCAGGUAGUUACCAUUGCUGUUUACUCAUAUUUCAUUACAUCCGCGCUGGGUAGUCAGUGGGUUGAUAACAAACUGCAAUCACAUAGCACAUCAGUCUAUAUAAGUAAUAUAGACCUUUAUUUUCCUGUAUUCACGACAUUAGAAUUCUUCUUCUAUAUGGGCUGGCUGAAAGUGGCGGAGUCACUUAUAAACCCCUUCGGCGAAGAUGACGAUGACUUCGAAGUCAACUGGAUGAUUGACAGAGAUCUGCAGGUAUCAUACAUGAUUGUGGACGAAAUGCACCACGAGCAUCCGGAGUUGAUCAAAGAUCAAUACUGGGACGAAGUGUUCCCGUCCGAGCUGCCCUACACCAUCGCCACUGAGAACCAAAGGGAGGAGCACCCUGAACCUUCCACGGCUCGGGUGGCGGUGCCUCCCCGCCAGUGCAGCAUGGUCACGGUGGCGCCCUCCAAUGUCAAGAUCGACGAGAUGGUCCCAUCCAACACCGUGAGUUACAAGUUCGCCCCGCCAGAGCAAUUACAAAUGAACGACGACGCACAGUCUGGGAUUCACUUUAUCGUGUCCCGUGGGAGUAAGCGAGGGAAGAAGGACGACAGGAAUUCGAUGGGUUCGAGCAAUUCCAUGGCGUCAUUGCAACAAACGCCUAUGACUCGCACAAACUCUGUCACCUCUAUGUUGAAGAGAUUGUUCUCAAAGGAUGAGAGGCAGACUCCCGCUACGCCGGUCACGACUCAGACGGAUGGCGGAACACGUUUCAUGAUAUCAGCCAGCAACCCAACGCUAAACAAGCCGGCGACGGCGGGCGGCGGUAGUAUGAAGAUCGCGAAAGAAGUCAUCGAGGAAGUUGACGAGCAAGCAACUAUUACCAGUAUGGGAAAACGGCCAGAAAACAGACCGACAGUAAUGAGUUUGUUCGCGCAAGGACCUCCCGCGCCGAGUGACCCUGUCAAUGUGCCUUCUCGAAAUUCUAACCAUAAUUCUAAAGACGCCCGACUAUCGACAUCAGCGCCGCCGUCGCAGUGGGUCCGAGGGGAGCCCGGGGAAGACGGUAACAUGAGUCCAGCAGCAAAGUCAUUGUUCGCACAAGCAUCAUUCCCCAACAUACGGCCGCGCCUGGAUAGCGACGUGGGGCCCUCACUUAGCGCCGCGGGCAGCCAAACAUUGUUGGAUGAAGUGGAUGGAGGCGACGGCGAAGACCCUGAUAUGGACGAUUUCGAUCGCUUGCGAAGUGUACGCGAGCAACACCGGCGAGAGAAGUACUUGCAGAAACUAAUGGCUCGCUCUAUAAGUGCACAACAGCCCACGGGUAGCUUAGAAUUAAUAGACAAUGAAUUAUUAUUACAAGAACUUAUUAAACAAUCGCAGAAGCAACAAGCAACAGAUGGUAACCCCAAAGAAGAAACAACUUGACAUAGUUUUAUUUUUUCCUGGGAUUAAAAUGUCUCAUGAUUAGUCAGUAUUAAAAUGUGAUACUUAUAUAAUUUAUUAUAAGUACAGUUUGGUAAAUAAUGUUGAAAAAAAAAAACAAUUAUGUAUUUAUACACAUUAAUAAGGAUAAAUUAAAUCUAUCUUUAAGUAAUUAAA